CAGGCACUUUCUCUUUUGCGUAAACUGUGCAUAGUCAAUUUAGCCUUACCCCAGAAGAACCACAGCAGAAACUGAGAUAAGCCGGGCUUUUAACAGAGAUGUAUGUCUAAAACGAGUAAUUUUCUUCCUUUUGUUUGCUAAGUGUCUGUCACGUGGGUUGGGCUACAUAAACGAGGACAUCCAAAACACACACUCCCUCACGGUUAGGCGGAUCUGACUUUCUUGCGCUUCAUACUCCUUGACACCGCGAUUAUGGAUGAAUGCGGCCCGUACUCCCGGCGCUCCCUGUUGCCGUGGUUGGUCGGUGGGUCCCAAGUCCUAGGCCUGUGUGCGGUGGUGCUGACCGGGGUGUGGAUGGGCCGGUACAGAGGGGGCUUCGCGUGGGACGGGUCUGCACAGGAGUUCAACAUGCACCCCCUCUGCAUGGUCCUGGGACUGGUGUUUCUGCAGGGAGAUGCUAUCUUGGUGUACAGAGUAUUCCGCAACGAGUCCAAGAGAAAUGUGAAGCUGCUCCAUGGAAUCAUUCAUCUACUUGCUCUCAUCAUUACUAUUGUUGGUAUGGUCGCUGUGUUUGACUUCCAUCGAGCUUCCAAGAUCCCAGACAUGUACUCACUCCACAGCUGGUGCGGCAUGGCUACCCUCGUGCUGUUCUGUGCUCAGUGGGUGCUCGGUCUGAUGUUUUUCCUGUUUCCUGUUGCGUCGGCAUGGUUACGGGCCACGUACCUCCCGCUGCACGUCUUCUGUGGUGCGCUGUUGCUGGUGAUGGCCAUAGGGAGCAGCCUGCUUGGAAUAACAGAGAAACUACUGUUCAGUAUCAUGGCGACAUACUCUCACCUGCCACCAGAGGGCACACUUGCGAACAUCCUGGGGGUUGUGCUGGUGUGCUUUGGAAUCCUGAUCAUUAGUAUUAUCACCAAAGAAGAGUAUAGACGCCCCCCCAACCCAGAGGAAGAGGCUCUGUCAGUGCACUUUAAGACCUUAACAGAGGGUGCAUCCUCACCCACUCCCUAAUCUGCAACACCAGUACCUCUUUUAUGUCUCCAAACACUCAAAUCAAUCAAACCCGCUCCUUUAGUUAUAUUUUGAGUAAAUACUAAAAAUUUUAGUUAAAAUAAAGUUAUAUAUUUCUGACUGGAUUUUACAUCCGAAAGUUGGAAGGUAUAAGUGUCCAAAUCCAUGCCUUGUAAAUGAUUAUAUACAGUAUGUUAUAGUUAUAGACGUUAUCUCUACUUAUUUUCCGAAUCAAAGUGAAAACUGCCAAAGGACUAGUGAAAAGUUUCAAAAUAUUGAUUACUGUCUAAUAGAUAUUGAUGUUUUGUGUUGCCAAAAUAAUUGCUGCUGUAGCAUCUACCUGCCUUAGAUCUUCCAUAAAGUACACAAAGUGUGUUGCGUAAAAUAAUAGGCUUAUGGUUCAUCUGAUUUCAUAUUUCAAUAUUAUUUAUUCCUGUUGGUUAUUGUUGAAGCUGAUACCUCAGUGCCUCUAUCCUGUGACAUCACUAUUGGCAACACUGUGUAAACUUUACACAUGUUGUCUUGUUUCUUGCCUUUAUAGACAAAGCACAUACAGAACCUGUUUGUGCCUGUGUCAUUUCUGCCCCUGUCAAUGUCUAUGGUGCUCCCCCCAGUCACCCUCCCCGUCCACAGGUCUGCAUGAUGUACUAUUUAUUUGAGUGACACGUGUAUGUGAUUUACUGUUUAUGCCUCUGCAUCAGAGUAGUUAAAUGUACUUGUGUUUAUUUUUAUUUAUGUAACAAUACAGGUAAUGUUGUAUAAGCAGGAAAAAAAAAAUGCUGAAAAGUGUACAUAGUAUAUGUUUGCUGCUUGCAUCUUAAUUAAUUCCAAUAAAGCUGCAUUAUGUAAAA
Messenger RNA from Boleophthalmus pectinirostris (great blue-spotted mudskipper), 1862 nucleotides. It is a transcript of the gene cyb561, whose product is annotated as transmembrane ascorbate-dependent reductase CYB561. Bases 253 to 1011 code for a protein of 252 amino acids. Lineage: Eukaryota; Metazoa; Chordata; Actinopteri; Gobiiformes; Gobiidae. The transcript has 6 exons. The record is from RefSeq and is a predicted model, not a curated record. Gene Ontology annotation, molecular function: oxidoreductase activity. Gene Ontology annotation, cellular component: lysosomal membrane.